AUGAAUCAAGUACCUUCAUCAAGAUUUAUAGAAGAAGAAUCCAUGGAAGAAGAAGAGGAGAGCCCGAACAAUGCCGGCCCAGGCCCAUGCCCAAGCCCCGGCCCACGAAAGAAACUUCGUCUCACCCAUGAACAGUCUCGCCUUCUCGAAGAAAGCUUUCGACAAAAUCAAACCUUAAACACAAAACAAAAGGAGUCUUUGGCCAAGCAAUUGCACCUAAAGCUAAGGCAAGUUGAGGUUUGGUUUCAAAAUCGUAGGGCAAGGAGCAAGCUCAAGCAAACAGAAAUGGAGUGUGAGUACCUGAAAAGGUGGUUCGUUUCGCUGACGGAGCAAAAUCAGAAGCUACAGAAGGAGGUGGAAGAGCUCAGGACGGUCAGAUCCGGUGGCCGGCCCCACGGCUGCCACCCGCCGCAGCGGGCGACAGCAUCCACUCUCACGAUGUGCCCACGAUGCGAGCGCGUGACGGCCACUCUCACAGAGAUGGGCCCGGCCGUCGGCAGUACGAUGACUUUCCUACAGGCCCGACAUCCUUCCGCGUGUUACAAUUAG
Messenger RNA from Striga hermonthica, 549 nucleotides. Lineage: Eukaryota; Viridiplantae; Streptophyta; Magnoliopsida; Lamiales; Orobanchaceae. The record is from the annotation of a GenBank genome assembly.